GUGAGUUGAAGCUGGUUGGAGCUAAACUAUGCAGACCUGCAGCCCUCCAUGAAUUGAGUUUGAGACCACUGCAUGAAACAUUUCAUAAAACGAGGAAUUAUAUGAUAUUUUAAAGAAAGUUUAUUUUAAUGGAAUAAUAAAUUUAAUAAAAUAAUUUGAAUGAAUUUCUCUGUUGCAUUCUCUUAUCUGCUGAACUCCAUUUGGCAAAAGCCUUUCGUUUGAAUAUCACCACACAGCCUAAAAUUUGCAUGCAGACUGUCAGCUGUGUGUCUUUCUCAUAGAUGAGCACACAUCCAGAAAAUGAUUACCAUCAGAUCAGCUAUUCGUUUGACAUCAGUGUAAGUUUCAGCAUGAGCUCUAAAUGCUCCAGGGGUAAACUGGAUUUCAUUUAUUAAUUAAUUUCAUUUGAACAGUAUAUCGUCAUUAUACUUAAUGAAAUCAUAUCCAAGGAAACUUUAUUUUAAAACACUCCCCCUUUCAAUCUGAGUGCUAAAUCUGUUUAUAUUCUUUAAUGUUCAACCUAAUAUGGAGGAAAAGUCUAUUCUAUAUGAACAUAUAUUGUCAAGUGUCCCUUCGUAGACUGAUGCAGCUUUAAAUGAACGAUUGCAGGUCCUUUAAAGACCAUGAAUAGGACACAACAAAAGAAAAAUAAUACAUUAUGAAACAAAAUAUCAACUCAUAUUUAAUCUAGUUUACUCACUGAAAUUAUUAACCUUCUUGGGGCUGUUUCCUGAUUUUGAAUGAGCAUGCAAACCAGAGACAUUUCCAUGGAUGCUUAUUUAACAAACAAAUACAUUUGAAGAAAACAAGACACUAAUUUGCAAGUGUGUUCCUGAACAUUAAAUCUUUCUUUAAGCCCUUACUUAAAUAUUUCACUUAAGCUUAUGCAAUAGUUUGAAUUGAUAAUGCAGCAGCUUGGAUUGAGUUUGCUUUGAGUCAGAUUUGAAAAGCAUUGAAGUUAAUCAUAAUGCUUUUUAUUCACUCAUAAUCAUUAUAAAACUUUUAAACUGCUUUCCUAUAACAUUACUCAGCUGCUUAGAUUUAUGUUUACUACAACAACCUCAUACUGAAUAAACAUGGCCUGUGUGUUACCACAUAUUACCAUAGUCAUAUUAUGCGUAAGAUGAGCUGACUGCGGUAGUGGUCAGCAUAACGGGAGGUUUAAAAGAACGAUGGGAGGGAAAAUGUAUUUUUAUGUUCACCACUAGCAAAUAUCAGAUUUUACACAUUCAACUCAGCUUUUUACUCCUCCAUUAGGCUAAAAUGGACACUUUCUCAAUAAACAGGAAGUAAAUUAGAAACGUGGGCAUAUUUAUUCAAAUGCCUUGAAUUUGACAUUCACAAGAUUUUUUUUCUUCCUAUUUCUGAUAGCACCGCAGGUUUAAGCAUAAAAAUGAUUUAUCUAAAUCAGCCCCAAAUGACUAUCUAACCAAACCUAGUUUGGGAGCUUUGCGCUACAUUUGUUAGCCAAAUCUCAAUGGAAAGUCUGAAGCGAUGACUAUUUUGUGCUAACUUAUCCAGGUGGCCUUUGGACUUGGAGGGGGAUGCAAAUGUGAAAGAGAGCUUUGUAAAUUUGCUUUCUCCACCCCUCUGCAUUUGUCAACUUUCCCUAAUUCUCAUUCAACAUCUUCUUUCACUCUAGAAACUGGUCCUUCACAGGGAACAUGUUGUUAUGACAGAUAACAGCUUAAAACCUUUUUAAAAAUGCACACUGUAAGGAUCAAGACACUGUCUGGUGCAGGGAUGCUGCUUUUUGCUGCACUAUUCAUUAUUAGCCAGACUUCACAAGCAGGGUCCACAGAUGUGACUUACUGGGCAGAGGUUAUGAUUGAGGGGAAUAAAACCUUAAAUGUUGCAGACUAUCUGCCUGGGCUUAUAGGGACUGUUCUGGAUACAGGGGUAACUAUCACAGGUGCUGAAAUAGCAGCAGAGUGUGAGAUAGUUGGCCAAAAUACAACGUGCUGGUGUGGACCGGGUUACGUUUGGAGCAAUUAUGUGUGUGAUAAUGUAAAUAAAUGCUGCAAUGUGUAUCAGUGUGUGGCAAACAUAUCAAACUUCACACCUCUGUGUCUGCCCAUAGCGAAUGUUUCACUCAUUGGCACGCUCACUGGUAGCUCUUCAUCAGUGCAGACCAUGCUGACGAAUGCUUUUAAUGUGCUGAAUGCCUUCAACUCUUUGACUAUGCAAGCCAGCCUCCUCACAGGGUUAAAUACAUACUCCCACAAUUUCACAGUGUCUCUCGGUGCAGUGUUUGCCACCUCCAAAGUUCAAGGCAUCAUUACUACACUGCUGACAAAUCCAGCGAUUUACACACUCAAUGUUAAGACUCUAGGCUUAGUAUACAUUGAGGCACCUGCAGGAAAAUUAUGCUAUAAUUCAAGACAACAGCUGAACUGUACCUCUAUAGAAGCUAUGAGCAAAUGUGUAUGGCAGAUGUCCAGAGGCGACGAAGCGCCAUUGACUUUGGGACCAGGGAGUGAAAUAAUGCUUUCAGAUACAUGUACAGAAAUGUCUGCAGUCACGCUUUUAAAGACAAAUGGAUACUGGUCAGGAACAUACAGCUGCCUUUUUGUCACAGACAACGUAGCUCAUAUGGCAAUGGCACCAGUUGAUAUUGCACUGCUGCCAGAGGCCAGUAAUGUGACAAGCAAUCCACAAACGAUAGACUGCUCUGCAUCAUCAACCGCUAAAGUUACCAUCACAUGUUCCAUCUUCAACAGCACUGAAACGUACAAGUCCCAACUAAAACUCGGAAGUAUGGAAAAUCUUACACCAACUAAAUUAGAGAGCAAUGGUUUAAUCAAGUAUUCGGCAGAUUUCACUGUGAACUGUCUGGCAACAGGAAAACCCCCUUCCCUCACCGCCAGCUGUGUAUUAGUGAACUCUUUAAAUCAGCAGCGAAAUUUCUCAGCAAGCGUAUCAGUCAUUUACCCCAAUGACCUCUUUUGUGCAGCAGAAGUCAUUUCUACCAGAACAUGGCCAAAAACCAAGAAUAAUGAUACAGCUGUAAUAGAUUGUACGGCAACAGGGAGACAAGGCACUCUGACACGCAAAUGCAAUGGAAAAACAUGGGGCCAAGAAGUUUCUCUGUGUGUCAAAGCGUUCCUGAGCAAUGUAGCUUCACAAGCAUCGGAUUUUGAAAAAGGACUUGGAGCAACACAAGGGGGCGCACAGUACAUCUUUCAAAGUUUAAAAAACAACACUGCUAGUGAAGAAGAUGGUGAGAACAGUUUUGGAGACAUCAGCACAGCAGUCAACGUUUUCCAGACUAUGAAAGCGGCAUCAGUCAAUGUUCCACUAGGCGAAAACCUUCUUCCAGAUUUCCUGGAAUCAGCCAGCAGCAUAUUGAACGGAUCCUGGGAAGUGGGAGACAAGACACAGAGCGGGGCGCUGGCCAGCCAGUAUCUGUCAUCUGUAGAAGGCCUUGUGAAAAGCAUCCGAAUAAACACCAGCGAGGGCUACAAUGCCUCAAACAUCCAGCUGCAGGUCUGCAAAGGUGGCUCCGGUUGCAAUAAAACCAUUUUCAAUGUGGAUAUUGAGGUGAACGCAACAGCAGAUAUGGUCAAAACGGUAGGACUACAGAGCUUGGCCAAUCUUCUGCCAAAGGUGGGCUACGAAAAUUCCCUUUUUCCUAGCAUAGUCGUAUCCAGCACAGUUGAGAACAACACUCAGGCGUCAGUCAACAUCAGACUGGCUUUUCCAAAUGAAGAGGGCAUCAAUGCCGCAAUGCAAUGUGUUUUCUGGAACGUCUCAGAAGAGAGAUGGUCAGACGAGGGCUGCGUGUACGUAAAGGGUCGUGGAGGUGAAGGCUACUGCCAGUGCAACCAUCUGACCUCCUUCUCCAUGCUCAUGUCCAAGUACCCAAUAAGCAUGCCCUUUCUAGAUCAGCUCACAUACAUCGGACUGGGCGUCUCCAUAUGCUCUCUGUUGGCCUACAUCAUCAUUGAGUUCUUGGUCUGGUCCGCCGUGGUCAAAUCCAAUCUUUCCCACUUCCGGCACACCGCACUCGUCAACAUCGCUCUCUCUCUGCUAUUGGCUGACUGCAGUUUCUUAGCUUCCUCCUUCCCGUCAAUCCUAAAUGAAACCCUCUGCCUUGUUCUGGUGGUGGCGAAGCAUUACUUCUUCCUGGCGAUGUUCUUUUGGAUGCUUUGUCUGAGUCUCAUGCUGGUCCACCAGCUCAUUUUCGUUUUCAGCCGCAUUGGGAAAAAGGUGUACAUGAUUCUAGGAUUCACCAUCGGCUAUUUUUGUCCGACGGUGACUGUGGCGGUUACAUAUGUGUACUACGAAGAAGCAACUAGCAUCCCAUAUUAUAGCUCCAAAACCUGCUGGCUCACCUAUCAGUCGCCUAUGCAGGGAUCCAUCCACGCUUUUCUGUUUCCUGUUGGGACAAUUGUGCUGGUGAACAUGUGUUCCAUGCUGGUGGUCAUAGCAACCGUUUUAAAGCCGUCCGGAGCUGAGACAAACAAAAAGGGGGAUAAGGAUGCAGCAAAAAGCAUCAUCAAAGUCAUACUCUUCCUCACACCUGUUUUUGGUGGGACUUGGAUUCUGGGGCUUUUUGUGUUUCUGAUAGAUGACUCUUCGCAGUUUAUUACAUACUUAGUGAAUUAUUUGUUCACCAUUCUCAACUCAUUGCAGGGCUUCUUCAUCUUGUUGACUGGAUGUUUUGCAGAGAAAAGGGUCCGAGAUGAAAUAUUAAAAAUAAUUGUGGGGAAAUCAGCUAAAGAACAAAACACAACAACAUCCGUUGCAAAAUAAAUGAUCCACACAAGAAAAUGCACACAAGAAGGAGCAUUUAAAACAUUGCGGGACACAGACUCAUCUCUGAACUCACAGACGCACAAAAAUAGUAGAUACAGCACAACUGUUUGGUGAAGACCUAAAAGUACUUCUUGUACUUUAAAAGACUUUAUCAUGCUUGGGACAAAGAACAGGCUCUGGUCAUAUACAGUACUACACACAUUUAGGAACAAACAAUGAGAAACGGAUACAAAAAUAUAAGAGAUGGUCAUGUUUGUGUUUUUAAAAGAACAAUAUAAGUACCGCUGUAUAUAUGUAGCAAUUAUCUAUAGUUUUCUACCCUGAUUGUUGUUGUAUUUUAUUUAAAACAAUGCUGUACAUCUGAUAAAGGCAAUAUAAAUAUGGUCACUUAACUUGAUUGUAAUAUGUUUAGUUUUAGCUCUGCUUCUGUUCUGCGGAACUGUGACAUUGAUUUCUAUGUGCUAUUUAGAAAUUGUGACGGAAUAUCUGAUGAACCAAAGACAAUUUAACACGUAUAAACACUCCUCUUCAGCUUGACAAAUUAUUGUUUCGGUUUUUCUCUUGUUAGACCUAUUUCCUUGUUUCUUUUAAAGGGAUGUGGAAAAAAGAGAGAUGCGAUUGUUGAUAGCACAACUUUUAUUCUGAAUAAAAGAUAAAUCUUGA
This is a messenger RNA of Danio rerio (zebrafish), 5421 nucleotides long. NCBI's taxonomy places the organism in Eukaryota, Metazoa, Chordata, Actinopteri, Cypriniformes, Danionidae. The record is from RefSeq and is a predicted model, not a curated record.